AUGAUUCUGGAAUUGACUUGGCCCUUAAUAGAGUACAGACUAUCAGCAGUGAGUUACUGUCGUGCCUUGUACCCAAACGCGGAUGCUCGUGAGUGGAUAACACCGUGGCCUGUCGUCCAGAAUUGGAAUUACGACAUGGGCACCUUCAAAUUGAGUCUAGUCUUCGACUUCGAGUUAUUGCAUACGUGCGAAUUCAUCCACAAAGACACCAAAGUUAUUGUUUUAGUAUUUCGGUUACCGCUAGAUAACAAACAUGGAGGUUGGCUACAAGUGGGCAGUAAGAAAACACUCUCAAAAGAAACGACACCGGACAAAGAAGGCUGA
This is a messenger RNA of Opisthorchis viverrini, 324 nucleotides long. RefSeq lists its product as hypothetical. The record is from RefSeq and is a predicted model, not a curated record. The coding region runs from base 1 to 324 and encodes 107 amino acids. The transcript has a single exon. Lineage: Eukaryota; Metazoa; Platyhelminthes; Trematoda; Opisthorchiida; Opisthorchiidae.